AUGGCCUCAGAGGACCACAUGCCAGGCCCUGUGUGCCUCAUUGAGAAUGUGAAAGGCCAACUGGUAGCCAACCAGGAGGCUCUGCGGAUCCUAUCUGCCUUCAAGCAGCCAGUGGUGGUGGUGGCCAUCGUGGGUUUCUACUGCACAGGCAAAUCCUACUUGAUGAACAGGCUGGCUGGGAAGAAUGCAGGCUUCUCUCUGGGCUCCACAGUACAGUCUCACACCAAUGGGAUCUGGAUGUGGUGUGUGCCUCAUCCCCAGAAGGCAGACCACACUCUAGUUCUGCUUGAUACUGAGGGCCUGGGAGAUGUGGAGAAAGGUGACAACCAGAAUGACUGCUGGAUCUUUGCUUUGGCUAUACUUCUAAGCAGCAUCUUUGUGUACAACAGUAUGGGAACCAUUAACCAGCAGGCCAUGGACCAGCUGCACUAUGUGACAGAACUGUCAGACAGAAUCAGAACAAGAUCCUCAUCUGACCAGGAUGAGGUAGAAGACUCAGAUGAGUUUGUGAGCUUCUUCCCGGACUUUGUGUGGGCUCUGAGGGAUUUCUCUCUUGAGCUGAAAGCAAAUGGAGAAACUAUUUCUCCAGAUGAAUACCUAGAGAAUUCCCUGAGGCUUAUACAGGGUACUGGCCAAAGAGAUAAAGAACAAAAGUUUAAUUUGCCUCGGCUCUGUAUCCGUAAAUUCUUCCCAAAGAAGAAAUGCUUUGUCUUUGAGCGGCCAGCACACGGAAAGAAACUUGGCCAGCUGGAAUCACUGCAGGAUCAAGACCUGAACUCCAAUUUCAUAGAACAAGUGACUGAGUUCUGUUCCUAUGUGUUCAGCUCUUCCAAGGUUAAAAUGCUCUCAGGAGGCAUCAAGGUCAAUGGACCACGACUAGAGAGUUUAGUAGUAACCUAUGUCAACACCAUCAGCAGUGGUGGUCUUCCAUGCAUGGAGAAUGCUGUCCUGGCUUUGUCUAAGACAGAGAAUGCAGCUGCAGUGCAAAAGGCCAUUGCCCACUAUGACCAGAAGAUGAGCCAGAAGUUGCAGCUGCCCACGGAAACCCUCCAGGAGCUUUUGCAUCUACACAGGGCCAUUGAGAAUGAAGCCAUCAAGAUCUUCAGGGAUAAUUCCUUCAAAGAUAUUGAUCAAGUGUUCCAAAUGGAAUUAGUGGCCAAAUUGGAAACAAAGGGGAAAGAAUUAUAUAAGAAGAAUGUACAAGCAUCCUCAGAUCACUGCUCAGCUCUGCUUCAGGAUAUUUUCAGUCCUCUAGAAGAUGAAGUGAAGCAGGGCGUUUACUCUAAACCAGGGGGAUACUGUCUUUUCAAUGGGAAGAUAAAGGAGUUAAAGAAGAAGUACUAUGAGGAACCCAGAAAGGGGGUUCAGGCUGAAAAGGCUCUGCAGAAAUUUUUGCAAUCCAAGGAGAGUGUGACUGAUGCAAUUCUGCAGACAGACAAGACUCUGACGGAAAAGGAAAAGGAGAUUGAGUUGGAGCAUGUGGGUGCUGAAGCUGCACGGGCUACAGCAAAAUUAUUGGAGGUAAUGCAUCAGAAGAAGAACCAGUUGAUGAAAGAGAAAGAGAAGUUUUACCAGGAGCAUGUGAAAGAGUUGACUGAGAAGAUGGAGAAUGAACAGGCCCAACUGAAAGAGAAGCAACAGCAGGACAUUGAGAACAAGCUUCAGGAACAGGCUCGACUACUAAAUGAGGAAUUCCAGCAGGAGCGCAAAAGACUUCAAGAUGAGAUAAAGAAUCUCCAGACAAGGGAGGCAAAGUGGAAACUGACCAUAAUGUAAAGGUCUAGC
This is a messenger RNA of Microtus oregoni (creeping vole), 1785 nucleotides long. Its product is annotated as guanylate-binding protein 1-like. The record is from RefSeq and is a predicted model, not a curated record. Lineage: Eukaryota; Metazoa; Chordata; Mammalia; Rodentia; Cricetidae. Gene Ontology annotation, molecular function: GTP binding; GTPase activity. The transcript is spliced from 10 exons. The coding region runs from base 1 to 1776 and encodes 591 amino acids.